CCCAUUUUGAUAGUACGUGCUACAGUUGAAAGCGUGAUGGGUUUCCAGAAAUUUGGGUCUCGAGGUGGUGGUGGACAUGGCGGCUUUCGAGGUGGUAGAGGCGGUGGUCGCUUCGACAAUUCAAACUCUGGUCCUCCAGAGGAAGUUAUUGAGGCUGGCGUUUUCGCUCAUCCAUGCCAGGAAGAUAUUGUGUGCAAAAUAACCUCUCAAAAAAUCCCUUAUUCUAAUGCACCAGUAUACCUCGAGAAUAAAGAAGAAGUUGGAAGGGUUGACGAAAUUUUCGGCCCUAUAAAAGAUGCGUAUUUUUCAAUCAAGUUAGCUGACACAUUGAAGAGUAAAUCAUUCAAGGAAGGAGUUAAAUUUUAUAUGGAUCCUGCAAAGUUCCUAACUCUUGAUCGUGUCCUUAAUCCGAAUUCUGGUAGAGGGCGUGGAGGUGGGCGAGGUCGUGGAGGUCAAAGAGGUGAUUUUAGGGGCGGCCGAGGAGGUAAUGAUUCAUCAAGGGGCCGUGGUAGGGGUGAAUUCAGAGGUGGUCGUGGUGAAUCUCGUGGAGGUCGUGGUUUUCCAGGACGUUGGAGUGAUAGGGGUGGUCGUGGCAAUCGUGGUGGUCCUCGAGGUGGAAGAGGAGAAUCUAAUGGUUAUCAUGGUGGUGGACGUCACUCAUUUGGAGAUAAACGCAGUGGAAGUUUCACUGCUUCAGAUACUCCUCAAAGCAAAAAAUUUAAGUCAGAAGAUUAGGUUGCUCUCUGUUUUUGUACAAUACAACUUUAUACUGUAUAAUAAAUCUUUUCAAAUGUUAUCUUCAUUCUCUAGUUGUAAUGUAGUUGCCACUAUUUCUCUUGGUUACACGCGUUGUUAUUUAUGCUUGUCGGUGCAACUCUGAAUCGGUUUCUUUUCGGAACCCUUUCCAGCCCUUGAGCUAUUAACUUGACGCAUUUCGCACACUAUAAUGCGAUAUACUGGCUGGAGCAAAUAAUUGUGAAAGUCCACUUGUGUGAGAGAUGUAGUGUUUAUAGGGUGUACGUUACUUGACAGUCGCAGUAUCAAGUAUCCGACACCAAACUAUGUUUAGGAAGUUGCCGAAGGACAGAGCUGUAAUCUCCGUUGUUUUCCGUUCUUAUUUAAUUCCAUUAUAGAUUUAAUGGUCUGUUUGAUCUUGAUCUUCUUUGGUAUCACAGUGAUCGACUUGUUUUCAGGGAAAAACCUUGUUCCAGAGUAUGCAGUCCACUAUGUUCAAGAUGCUUAGUAAUAUGAUUGUCUUUUCCAAAUGUGUCCCCUGAAGAUAGGAAAUUUAAAAUAUAUGAGGCAGUCACCAUAAUGGUUCACGUUCAAUAUGGCACAAAAUAAUAAGGUUAGCCGUCAAGUGGUAGAUAGGAAGUGUAAAUCCACCAACCAGGUUGUGAAACUUCAUCGAUUGAAAUGACUAGAAAGUGUUACAUAUGAUGGGUGACCACUGUCCUUGACAAGGAG
This is a messenger RNA of Trichobilharzia szidati, 1467 nucleotides long. Lineage: Eukaryota; Metazoa; Platyhelminthes; Trematoda; Strigeidida; Schistosomatidae. The record is from the annotation of a GenBank genome assembly.